AUGAACCUGGAAGAGUAUUUUGCGAGGACUGGCUAUAAAGGUUCCCUUGAAAAACAAGAUUUGGAAACCCUAACCAACAUAUUCCAGCACCACAUCCGUGCUGUUCCCUUCGAGAACCUCAGUAUCCAUUGUGGGGAGAAAAUUACUUUGGAGUUGGAGCAGGUUUAUAACAAAAUUGUGCGGAGGAAGCGGGGUGGCUGGUGCAUGGAAAACAACCAGCUGUUGGGCUGGGUCCUGAAACACCUGGGGUACGACACCAGCUUUCUGGGAGCCUACGUGUUCAAUCCACAUCAAAAUGCAUAUGCCACCAUCAUGACCCAUCUUGUUGUAAAGGUCAUUAUUGAGGGCAGAGCUUAUAUUGUUGAUGGAGGCUUUGGGGUGUCCUAUCAGAUGUGGCAGCCGAUGGAGCUUGUGUCGGGGAAAGACCAGCCCCAGGCUCCCGGCAUCUUUCGUUUCACAGAAAAAAAUGCCAUCUGGUACCUUGAGAAAAUGAGACGGAAACAAUAUAUUCCUAAUCAAAACUUCUCCAAUUCUGAUCUUCUGGAGAAUAAAGAGUGUCGGAAGGUUUAUAUGUUCAGCCUGGAGCCACGGACAGUGGAAGAUUUCCGUUCCCAGUGCACGUACCUUCAGACAUCUCCAGAUUCCCUCUUCACAAAGAAGUCCAUCUGCACCCUCCAGACCACCGAUGGUUUUCGAGCUCUAAUUGGGUGGACACUCACUGAGACCACAUACAACUACAAAGAAAACAUGGAUCUGGUGGAAUUCACAACUCUUCAGGAUGAAGAGGUGGAAAAAACCCUCAAAGAGAAAUUCAGCAUAACCCUAGACCAAAAACUUGUCCCAAUUAACGUAAAAGGAUUUUACACGAUCUAG
Chaetura pelagica (chimney swift) is the source of this 873-nucleotide messenger RNA. Its product is annotated as arylamine N-acetyltransferase, pineal gland isozyme NAT-10. The transcript has a single exon. The coding region runs from base 1 to 873 and encodes 290 amino acids. Gene Ontology annotation, molecular function: acetyltransferase activity. Lineage: Eukaryota; Metazoa; Chordata; Aves; Apodiformes; Apodidae. The record is from RefSeq and is a predicted model, not a curated record.